AUGGAUACAGAAGAAGUUUUCGCUUGCUCACUCAGAGAUUCGUCGUUUUGCGAUACGAUAGACUACACAAUUGUCAAGCCUCCACUAUUGUCGCACACGCCAGAUUUCAGCUUUGACGAAGAAGAACAUUAUGGCCUACCCCAACUAGAUCAGACACAAACCCCGCUAUUAUAUGCUGUUGAGCCGGUGCCAGCAUUCUUAGACGAGGAUAUGUUCUCAUUGGACCAGGACCAAGACCAAGACCGUAUAGAUCAGCAAAACCAAGAUUUAUUCACUUUCCCAGUAUGGACAAAAUCAAGAAACGGCGGCAAUGACGCCCACUCAUCCGUCCUAAUACAGAACUCUUCCAAGACAGACUCAAGCUUCUCUACUGUGCCGCAAGACAACUACAGGAUAUGGCUACAGAGCUUUUAG
Kluyveromyces marxianus DMKU3-1042 is the source of this 414-nucleotide messenger RNA. It is a transcript of the gene ATG41, whose product is annotated as Atg41p. NCBI's taxonomy places the organism in Eukaryota, Fungi, Ascomycota, Saccharomycetes, Saccharomycetales, Saccharomycetaceae. The transcript has a single exon. The coding region runs from base 1 to 414 and encodes 137 amino acids. The record is from RefSeq and is a predicted model, not a curated record.